AUGGACCUGCAUGAGCUCCUAGUGGCCUUGGUGGCAGCCUGUGGUGGGGCUGAGAUGCGUCGGUUGCAUGAGGUGAAUGCAUUCCAUGCACAGGCCAAGAGGAAGACCUGUGAGGGGGUCAAGGAGAUGAUCAGCAGCAACCUGCUCUCUGACCACAAGCAAAAUCAAAGUUCUGGAGCCCUUGGCAGCGGCGGCAUGUUCUAUGCGGUGCGGAGAGGUAGGAGAAUAGGAGUGUAUGGCACCUGGGAGGAAUGUAACGAACAAGUUCAUAGAUAUCAGUAUGCCAGCUUUAAGAAGUUUGCAUCAAAGAAAGAAGCUUGGGCUUUUAUAAAUGAAGAGUCAGCAGAAUCAUCCAUUUCUUCAACAGGCUUUGGUGAAAAGCAGAACAAUUAUAGCUAUUACAGUAACAACACUACAUCUGAGUCAUAUAACGCAAGAUCAUACAAAAGACAAUACGAAGAGCUUUCAGAGAACAAAUAUACAAAUAAGCAUGUAAAAUACACAGAUGUUCCUUAUACUCCUCCGGCAAAUAAGAAUGAAUUCUUAUACAAAGGCUUUGGUGAAAAGCAGAACAAUUAUAGCUAUUACAGUAACAAGGCUACAUCUGAGUCAUAUAAUGCAAGAUCACACAAAAGACGAUACGGAGAGCUUUCAGGGAACAAAUGUACAAAUAAGCGUGUAAAAUACACAGAUGUUCCUUAUACUCCUCCGGCAAAUAAGAAUUAAUUCUUAUACAUGGGAGAUUAUGUAACUGUUUAUACGGAUGGAUGUUGUUCAAGUAAUGGACGCGAGGCAGCACGUGCUGGAACAGGUGUAUAUUGGGGACCUGAUCACCCUCUAAAUAAUAGUGAAAGACUUCAUGGACGGCAAACAAAUCAAAGGGCUGAAAUACACGCAGCUUGCAAGGCAAUAGAACAAGCAAAGAGACAGAAUAUCAGAAAACUGGCAAUCUAUACUGACAGCAAAUUCACCAUUAACGGUGUGACAAGCUGGAUCCCAAACUGGAAGAUUAACGGUUGGAAAACCAGUGCAGGAAAAGAAGUAACAAACAGAGAAGAUUUUGAAAGGCUUGCUAAGCUUUCAGAAGGCAUGGACAUCCAGUGGAUGCAUGUUCCCGGUCAUGCUGGCUUUCCUGGAAAUGAAGCAGCUGAUCGAUUAGCAAAAGAAGGAGCUGGAAAAUCAUUAUUUUAGCAUUUUAUAACCCAAAUACUCCACUUAGUGAUAAGAAUAAAGAUUAAGCUUGUUUCAAGUUAAUUUUUGUUGAGUUUAGAAUGCUUUAGAAUAAAUGAGACCGAUAUUUGGCUUAAAUGGUGAAGAAUGUAAAUGCUUUUUAUGUACCCUAUAUGUUGUCAGAGCAUCUCCUCCAUUUCUCAAACUGUGUCCAAGAGUUGAAUGUUUGUAUCUUAUUAGUUAUGUAAAACAGCAUAUUGGGAAUAUAUAUAUGUAAAAUAACUACUUGCUUGGACAACAAUAUGUUCUUAAGGGUUUGUUUAUCUUGAUUUUGUUGUCUAUACAAAUAUACAAUACGAUAUUUUACAAUUCUCUGCAAUACAAUGCAGAAAGGAAAGUACAGCACAGUACAAAAUCAAAAUUACUAAAUCAUACCUUACCUAAUAUGGUGCAAACUCUUGUAUGUAAGACCAAUGUUCACAGUAUAUUCAGGUGUUUAUAUUUUUGGAGCAAAUUGCUUUGUUACUUAUAUAAAUAAAAAGAUCAUUGGUGCUGGCAUACCUAAUAGAUAAUGCUGGCACAAUAAA
Molecule: messenger RNA, 1757 nt
Organism: Protobothrops mucrosquamatus (brown spotted pit viper)
Lineage: Eukaryota; Metazoa; Chordata; Lepidosauria; Squamata; Viperidae
Product: ribonuclease H1-like
Exons: 2
Biological process (GO): DNA replication, removal of RNA primer
Molecular function (GO): RNA-DNA hybrid ribonuclease activity; nucleic acid binding
Source: RefSeq, a predicted model, not a curated record